UGGUGUGAUUGUAGUUGAAAUUGGUGUAAUUGUAGUUGAAACUGAUGUGAUUGUAGUUGAAACUGGUGUGAUUGUAGUUGAAACUGGUGUGGUUGUAGUUGAAACUGGUGUGAUUAUAGUUGAAACUGGUAUGAAUGUAGUUGAAACUGGUAUAAUUGUAGUUGAAAUUGGUGUGAUUGUAGUUGAAACUGGGAUGAUUGAAGUUGAAACUUGUGUGAAUGUAGUUAAAACUGGGAUGAUUGUAGUUGAAACUGGUAUGAUUGUAGUUGAAACUUGUAUGGUUGUAGUUGAAACUGGUAUGAUUGUAGUUGAAACUGGAAUGAUUGUAGUUGAAACUGGAAUGAUUGUAUUUGAAACUGAUGUGAUUGUAGUUGAAACUGGUAUGAUUGUAGUUGAAACUUGUGUGAUUGUAGUUGAAACUGGUACGAUUGUAGUUGAAACUUGUAUGGUUGUAGUUGAAACUGGUAUGAUUGUAGUUGAAACUGAUGUAAUUGUAGUUGAAACUGGUAUGAUUGUAGUUGAAACUGAUGUGAUUGUAGUUGAAACCGGUAUGAUUAUAGUUGAAACUGGUGUGGUUGUAGUUGAAACUGGUAUGAUUGUAGUUGAAACUGGUGUGAUUGUAGUUGAAACUGGUGUGAUUGUAGUUGAAACAGGUAUGACUGUAAUUAAGAUAUCCAUGAUAGGAAUUGAAACAGGUAUUAUUGGAAAUAAAAUAGGUGACUAUUGUUAAUUAAAUCAUUAAAUUAAUAGUUUAAAAAGAAAAGUUAUCUGUGGCUGAAAGAAGGAAA
Messenger RNA from Owenia fusiformis, 788 nucleotides. The record is from the annotation of a GenBank genome assembly. Lineage: Eukaryota; Metazoa; Annelida; Polychaeta; Sabellida; Oweniidae.